AUGCCGACCAAGGCUCUCGGAGAGACGCUCAAGGAGUUCAUCGUCAUCGGACGCAAGCUCCCCACCGAGAAGGAGCCCGUGACGCCGGUCUGGAAGAUGCAGAUCUUUGCCAGCAACCACGUUAUCGCCAAGUCCCGCUUCUGGUACUUCGUCUCUAUGCUCCGACGUGUGAAGAAGGCCAACGGCGAGAUCCUUUCCGUCAAGGAGGUCUUCGAGAAGAAGCCCAACACCGUCAAGAACUACGGAGUCUGGCUGAAGUACGACUCCAGGACCGGCCACCAUAACAUGUACCGCGAGUACCGCGACGUCACCGUUGCCGGAGCCGUCACCCAGUGCUACCGUGACAUGGGUGCCCGCCAUCGUGCCCAGGCCGACCGCAUCCACAUCCUCAAGGUCCAGACGAUCAAGGCUGACGAGUGCCGUCGUGCCCCGAUCAAGAUGUUCCACGACGCCAAGAUCAAGUUCCCGCUUGCCCACCGCGUCACCAAGAGGAUCGGACUUACGCAAUUCACCACCCGCCGCCCGAAGACCCACUUCGCC
Messenger RNA from Mesorhabditis spiculigera, 540 nucleotides. NCBI's taxonomy places the organism in Eukaryota, Metazoa, Nematoda, Chromadorea, Rhabditida, Rhabditidae. The record is from the annotation of a GenBank genome assembly.